This is a messenger RNA of Colletotrichum higginsianum IMI 349063, 405 nucleotides long. RefSeq lists its product as uncharacterized. Bases 1 to 405 code for a protein of 134 amino acids. The transcript is spliced from 2 exons. NCBI's taxonomy places the organism in Eukaryota, Fungi, Ascomycota, Sordariomycetes, Glomerellales, Glomerellaceae. The record is from RefSeq and is a predicted model, not a curated record.
AUGUCCGGAACCGCCCCGAACGAUACCGCGCCCGGCGACCCCGCCGCCGCCGACGACGGCAUCCAGCAGUCGUCCCUGGGUGACGCGAACCAGCACGAAAGAGAGAGAAAGAGAGACCAAGGCACUAAUUACGCGGGUGGGUGCAGGAACGCCGUCGACGAGGCCAAGGACACCAACACCACCACCACCACCACCACUACCCACGACACGCUGGCCGCGGCGGGUCACCACGCGGGCGAGGCCGGCGACGCGGCCGACGGCGCGAAACACCACAAGGGCGCGCUAUCGGGCCUCGUGGACAACAUCGUCAACAAGGCGCUGGGCUUCGGCGGCGCGUCCGAGGCGGCGGAGCGCAAGGCCGAGGCGGACCACCACCACCAUCACCCGCCGGGCAGGCAUCCUUGA